Molecule: messenger RNA, 1184 nt
Organism: Beta vulgaris subsp. vulgaris (sugar beet)
Lineage: Eukaryota; Viridiplantae; Streptophyta; Magnoliopsida; Caryophyllales; Amaranthaceae
Product: peroxidase 46
Exons: 4
Coding region: 1-1002 (333 amino acids)
Biological process (GO): response to oxidative stress; hydrogen peroxide catabolic process
Molecular function (GO): heme binding; peroxidase activity
Source: RefSeq, a predicted model, not a curated record
AUGGAAAACAACAUAAGUGUACUAGGGAAAGAAAAUUACCUUCAGAAAACAACUUUGUUUCAUGUUUUGCUAAUAUUUGUGUUAGGAUUUCCUUCUUUUACUCAUGGGUUUUCCAUGGAAUUCUAUGCAUUUUCAUGUCCUGGUGUAGAGUUCAUAGUUAGAGAUACUGUGAGAUCAGCAGCUUCUACUGACCCUACUAUUCCUGGGAAACUUCUGCGCUUGCUCUUUCAUGACUGUUUCGUCGAAGGUUGUGAUGCAUCAGUGCUGGUAAAAGGGGAUGGAACAGAAAGAGCAGACCCUGCAAACGCCUCUCUUGGAGGAUUUGAAGUAAUUGAAACAGCCAAAAGAGAGCUAGAAUUGUUCUGCCCUGAAACUGUUUCGUGUGCUGAUAUUCUAGCACUGGCUGCUAGAGAUGCUGUUGUCAUGUCAGGAGGACCAGAUAUACAGAUGCCAACUGGUAGACAAGAUGGAAUGGUUUCUGCGAUAUCGAACGUCAGGCCAAACAUUAUUGACACAAGUUUCACAGUGGAUGAUAUGAUUAAGAUAUUCAGCUCUAAAGGGUUGAGUUUGGCUGAUCUAGUCAUUCUAUCAGGUGCACACACAAUUGGGAUAGCUCAUUGCACAGCUUUCAGUGACCGCAUUCAAUUUGAUUCAAAGGGAAACCUCACUUCUGCUGAUUCUUCUUUAGACAAAGAUUAUGCAUCAAAGUUGGCUAAAAAGUGUGCAUCAAGCAAAUCAGCAACAGUUAACAUAGAUCCCAACACAUCCUUCUCAUUUGACAAUCAAUACUACAACAAUCUCAUAGCAAAAAGAGGACUUCUACAAACUGACUCGAUUUUGUUUGAUGACCAAAGGACAAGGAUUUUGGUUGAGCAAUUCGCUAGUGAUCUCAACACUUUCUAUGAAGCAUGGAGUGAAUCAUUUUUGAAGCUCAGCAGUAUAGGAAUUAAGGCUGAUGGCGAAGGUGAGGUUCGACAAAUUUGUUCAAGGAUAAACGGGUGAAGACUGAUCAAACUCAAAACCACUUCAUUGCUAGAAUCUCAUAGAAGUGUUUUGUAGCUCCAUUUCUGAGCAGUAGAGUCUGUAUGUAUUGCAUAUAAAUUUUCUUAAACACAAUAUCUUGAAUGAUUGUUUUCGUACAAUAUAAUUUUUUAGCUCUUCAAUGAAUAAGAUACCCAACAACA